AUGCUACUCUCAACAUCUUAUCAUCUAUUCGGAUGUUCAAGCAAAUCAUCAAGGCAAAAAUGGCUCCGAUGUGAUAUUUUUGGCAUUACUGCUGGUUUAAUUGGAAUGUACACUGUUGGAAUCUAUAGUGCUUUCUACUGCUUUGAGCAACUGCGUACCAAUUAUUUUACAAUGCUGAUGGGUCUGUUUGCAAUAAGUGCUUAUAUGCCUUCUUGCGAUAACUUCAUGGAACCAAAGAUUUUUGGAGGUCGGAUUGGAUACCUUCAUCUUACUUACAUCGCCAUUGUUGCUUUUGGUGUUUGCCCAACUGCUCACUGGGUUACCUUACAUGGCGGACUGCAAAAUGAGCAUGUUGCGGCUUGGCUACCAAAGAUACUUUUGCUGUACAUAUUGACUGGAUCAGGAUUUUUCUUUUAUGCCAGUAUGGUUCCAGAACGAUUCAAACCUGGUGUAUUCGAUAUUUUUGGUAGCAGUCAUCAGUGGUGGCAUAUGUUAAUAUUUGCGGCUAUGUUCUUUUGGUUCCGCUCAGGCAUUGAUCUUCUGACGUUUUAUCGAACAUUAGAUACUGAUUGCCCUGUAAUGACACAGCAAUUCAAUCAAACAUAUCUUCAGUUAUGGUAA
Messenger RNA from Enterobius vermicularis (human pinworm), 621 nucleotides. The record is from the annotation of a GenBank genome assembly. NCBI's taxonomy places the organism in Eukaryota, Metazoa, Nematoda, Chromadorea, Rhabditida, Oxyuridae.